Messenger RNA from Nerophis ophidion (straightnose pipefish), 1536 nucleotides. RefSeq names its product cytochrome b-c1 complex subunit 9 (gene uqcr10). The transcript has 2 exons. Gene Ontology annotation, biological process: mitochondrial electron transport, ubiquinol to cytochrome c. The record is from RefSeq and is a predicted model, not a curated record. The coding region runs from base 45 to 233 and encodes 62 amino acids. Lineage: Eukaryota; Metazoa; Chordata; Actinopteri; Syngnathiformes; Syngnathidae.
UAGUCCCCGCACAUGCGCACUGACGUGGUUGAAGCCGUCCCAACAUGGCGCUGACAAAGACCGUGUACAACCUCCUCUUCAGGAGGACGUCCACUUUCGCCGUGACCAUCAUGGUGGGAGCCGUCUUGUUUGAGCGGAUAUUCGACCAAGGCGGCGACGCUAUUUUUGAGCAGAUGAACCGCGGGAAACUAUGGAAACACAUCAAGCACAACUACGAGAAGAACGAGGAGUGAUGAAGGGAAGCGGGUCGGGGUGUCGGGAGUCCAGGGUGGAUGAAGAGUAAACAGCAACGAUCAUGGACUGGAGAGUAAACAACAACAACAACAACCAUGGACUGAAGAGUAAACGACAACAUCAACAACCAUGGACUGCAUCGGAAAAAAACAUCAACAACCAUGGACUGCAUAGAAAAAACAACAUCAACAACCAUGGAGUGAAGAGUAAAAAACAACAUCAACAACCAUGGACUGAAGAGUAAACAACAUCAACAACCAUGGACUGAAGAGUAAACAACAUCAACAACCAUGGACUGCAUAGAAAAAAACAACAACCAUGGAGUGAAGAGUAAAAAACAACAUCAACAACCAUGGACUGAAGAGUAAACAACAUCAACAACCAUGGACUGCAUAGUAAACAACAUAAACAACCAUUGACUGCAUAGUAAACAAAAACAUCAACAACCAUGGACUGCAUAAUAAACAACAUCAACAACCAUGGACUGCAUAGUAAAUAACAUCAACAACCAUGGACUGCAUAGUAAACAACAACAUCAACAACCAUGGACUGCAUAGUAAACAACAACAUCAACAGCUAUGGACUGAAGAGUAAACAACAUCAACAACCAUGGACUGCAUAGUAAACAAAAACAUCAACAACCAUGGACCGCAUAGUAAAAAAAAACAUCCACAACCAUGGACUGCAUAGUAAACAACAUCAACAAGCAUGGACUGCAUAGUAAACAACAACAUCAACAGCCAUGGACUGAAGAGUAAACAACAACAACCAUGGACUGCAUAGUAAACAAAAACAUCAACCAUGGACUGCAUAGUAAACAAAAACAUCAACAACCAUGGACUGCGUAGUAAACAACAACAUCAAGAGCCAUGGACUGAAGAGUAAACAACAUCAACCAUGGACUGCAUAGUAAACAAAAACAUCAACAACCAUGGACUGCAUAGUAAACAAAAACAUCAACAACCAUGGACUGCAUAGUAAACAACAACAUCCACAACCAUGGACUGGAUAGUAAACAACAUCAACAACCAUGGACUGCAUAGUAAACAAAAGCGUCAACAACCAUGGGCUGAAGAGUAAACAAUAACAACAACCAUGCUGCAAGUGUGCACCACAUGUUGACCAGACCACCUGAAGUUGGAGCAAAGGACCCCCUCUCACCUCCAUCCCUUUCCCUCUCGAUCGUUAAUGCCUUUAUUGUCAUCGUCCCAUGUUGUACAUGGUUAAAUUAAACGUGUUCACGCUUGUUGUUUGCUGCCAGUGAUAUUUACCCCAAUAAAAGCAAAGACAAGCACUUUAAAA